AUGAGUAAGCGUGCAGCAAGCCCUACCGAUUCACCAGCCAAAAGGCAGAAAAAACAUCUAGUAUCCACUAUUCACAAGCACUAUGGUUUAAUUAACAGUCAAGAUGAUUAUAAACACAUGUAUUUGUCACUGCAGCCGUUAGAUAUUUUCUGCUGGGGGACAGGCUCGAUGUGCGAGUUGGGUCUCGGUCCGCUUUCCAAGAACAAGGAGGUUAAAAGACCUCGUUUGAAUCCGUACUUGCCUCGCACUGAAGCAAAAAUUGUAUCUUUCGCUGUUGGUGGGAUGCAUGUUCUUGCUUUGGAUCAAAAUAACAGGAUCUGGUCGUGGGGUACCAACGAUUCUGGCGCUCUGGGCAGAGAUACAUCUGGUGCAAGAGAACAACUAAAAGAUAUGGAUGCAGACGAUAGCAGCGACGACGACGACGGUGACUUGAACGAGUUAGAAAGUACGCCAACCAAAUUGCCUGAUGAUGCAUUGCCUAUCAACGAGCAUAAAAUUGUCCAAAUAGCUGCAACUGAUAAUCUAAGUUGUGCUUUAUUGGACAAUGGCGAUGUCUACGCCUGGGGAACUUUCCGUUGUAACGAAGGUAUUUUGGGUUUUUACAAAGAUUCAAUUAAAAUUCAACAUACUCCUUGGAAGGUUCCUGCUUUCUCCCCAGUUAAGAUUGUGCAAAUGGCCCCUGGAAAAGACCAUAUUUUGUUUUUAGAUGAGCACGGCGUUGUAUACGCAUGGGGUAACGGUCAACAGUACCAAUUGGGUAGAAAAAUCAUGGAGCGUUCCAGAUUAAGAACACUGGAUCCACGGGCAUUCGGCUUGGACAACGUCAAGUAUAUUUCUUCCGGUGAAAAUCACUCUUUCGCGUUAACGAAAGACGGAAAACUGUACAGUUGGGGUUUAAAUCAAUUCGGCCAAUGUGGUGUUUCUGCUGAAGUUGAAGAUGGCGCCCUUGUUACUACACCUACCGAAGUUCUGUUACCCGAGGGAACUAAGGUCAGAAUGGUAUCUGCUGGUGAACAUCACUCUUUAGUUCUGACAGAGGCAGGUGAAGUUUUUAGUUUUGGAAGACUGGACAUGUUCGAAGUAGGUAUUCCUAAAGACAAACUACCUGAGGAUACCUACAAGGAUGCCCAUGGCAAGGCACGUGCUAUCCCUAUUCCAACGUUAUUAUCCGAUGUUCCUCGCUUCAAAAACAUUGCUGCUGGCUCUCAUCACUCAUUGGCUAUUUCUGAGGAUGGUAUCGUCUACUCUUGGGGUUUUGGUGAAACCUACGCAUUAGGCCUAGGCCCAGCGGGAGAAGACGUCGAAAUACCAACAAGAAUCAAGAACACUGCAACGCAAGAUCACAGUAUCAUGUUCGUCGGAUGCGGAGGUCAAUUUUCUGUAUCAGGUGGUGUCAAACUAAGUGAUGAAGAAGCAGAGAAAAGAGCCGAUAAAAUGGAUGAUUAA
Molecule: messenger RNA, 1446 nt
Organism: Lachancea fermentati
Lineage: Eukaryota; Fungi; Ascomycota; Saccharomycetes; Saccharomycetales; Saccharomycetaceae
Source: the annotation of a GenBank genome assembly